This is a messenger RNA of Pogoniulus pusillus (Red-fronted tinkerbird), 3113 nucleotides long. It is a transcript of the gene CLRN1, whose product is annotated as clarin 1. NCBI's taxonomy places the organism in Eukaryota, Metazoa, Chordata, Aves, Piciformes, Lybiidae. Gene Ontology annotation, biological process: equilibrioception; sensory perception of sound. Bases 265 to 963 code for a protein of 232 amino acids. The record is from RefSeq and is a predicted model, not a curated record. The transcript has 3 exons.
AGCGGUCCCACGCCACCAGCAGCUCUCCUCCGGCUCAGACCCAUCUGCCUGCGGGCUGGAGAAGGCAGGAGGGGAAGAGGGGAGCGCAGCCCCCGCAGCGUGCCUCGGGAGUCAUGUGCCGGCCGGAGGGGGGCUGCUGAGGCUGCCUCUGGCUGCCUGCCCGGGGUCCGGGCUGGGAGCUCGCUGGGCUGAUGACGACCUCGCUGCCGCCGCUGCUGCCUGGCUGAGCGCCGCGUCCCUCAGCGGGCUUUGCCCACCGCCACCAUGCCAGCCCAGCAGAAGAAGAUCAUCUUCUGCGUAGCCGGGGUGCUGAGCCUGGCCUGCGCGCUGGGCACGGCGGCGGCCAUCGGCACGCCGCUCUGGGUGAAGGGGACCAUCCUCUGCAAGACCGGAGCCCUGCUGGUCAACGCCAGCGGGCAGGAGCUGCACAAGUUCGUCGGGGACAUCCAGUACGGGCUGUUCCGCGGGCAGCGAGUGCGGCAGUGCGGGCUCGGGGGGAGGCCGCUCCAGUUCUCCUUUUUUCCAGAUUUGCUCAAAAUUAUCCCUGCCAGCAUCCACGUCAGUGUCAUCCUCUUCUGCACAGUCCUGAUGGUCUUUGCUCUGGUGGGAGCAGGGUUCUUCAUGUUCAAUGCCUUUGGCAGCCCUUAUGAAACGCUGCAUGGCCCUGUGGGGUUGUACCUCUGGAGCUUCAUUGCCUGCUCCUGCGGUUGCCUCAUCAUGAUUCUCUUCUCCUCAGAGGUGAAGAUCCACCACCUCUCAGAGAAGAUUGCAAAUUUCAAAGAGGGAAGCUUCACCUUCAAGACUCAGAGCGAGCAGUUUGCAGACUCCUUCUGGAUCAUCCUGGUCUGCUCCCUGGUGCACUUCCUGAACGCCCUGCUGAUUCGCUUUGCCGGCUUCCAGUUUCCCUUCUCCAAACCUAAAGACUCAGGGACAGCCACUGGGGCAGCUGACCUCAUGUAUUAGAACAGCAUCACUGGAGAAUGCUUCAAGGGAAGAGGUUCACCACCACUACACUCAACAGCCACCAGACGUAGUAACUUGUAUGUGAUUAGCUCUGAAGAAGUCGAAGUGCAGGUUUCAGACACCCCUCAGUGUGGCACAGGCAGUAAGCAGAAGCAGACACACAGUUUAGUGGUGUCUAGGUUCAAACACCCUCUGCCCCUCAGGCUAAGAACUUGUGGGGAUAUUUGCCUUUUCUCCUAGUAAGUUAUUUGACAGGCAUCUGGUGUGAAGGAACCCAAGAAUUAGAACAGCUUCAAAACGGCUCUGGAAAGUAAAACAAAACAGGUAGCAACGACCAGCAGCAGCUUCAGCCACCAACCCUUGUGCAGGGGAGGUUACUACCUCGGGGCAGUGGAGAAGAACACCCAGCAGACCUCGAACAUCCUGGGCUUUGCUUCUAACACCCCUCAGGCUCCAGCUCAGAAGGAGCCCAACACUGCAGCAGGCGCUGGCAGGACAAACCUCAAACACCUAAAGCCACCAGCAGCACUUCAACCUGGCACCACACACACAGCAUCACUUCAGCCUGGCACCACACACACAGCAUCACUUCAGCCUGGCACCACACACACAGCAACACUUCAACCUGGCACCACACACACAGCAGCACCACUGCUGUGCAUAAAGCUCUCUUCUGGGCUUUUUAGUCUUAACAAACCAAACGUUGACCCAAAGCCCUCAUUUCCCUGUGAGGUGACUGUAACUGGGGACUUGGCAUUUCAGGUUCAAAGCAGGACACUGAGGAGAUCAAACAGCCUCCUGCUGCUUGCCCAAGGGAGCAGCCUGGCUUGGUGCUGCUGAAGAACCCCUCUGCAUGUGAGAACCCUCUCCAUGAUCCUAGAGGUCUUUUCCAACCUUGGCUAAUUCUGUGAUUCUGUAAAGCCAGAAGGGACAAACAUCAGCCCUCACAGCCUUAAGCUCUGCAGGUAGGCUCAAGCAGCCAUAACACUCACCCCAAGCACAGCCCAGCAAGCCCACUUACAGAAAGAUCUGAAGAGCAUCACGACACCAGACACUGCCUCCACGAGUGCCUUGGAAAUGAGGAGCUCCUUGCAGGACAUGGACAACACAGAGCAAACUUGAGAGGAGAAGCAGAGAAGGGCAGCUACUGCCCCAGACACCCAUUUAUCUGCAGGGCUGCCCUUUAUCUGCACCCAUGAAUCUGCAGAGCAACCAACCCCACCCACAACCUGUCACAACCCAGCCCACCUGGUACCAAUCACAGCCUGCCCAGGCAGCACCCAUCAGGUCACCCUGGGGGGGAAUCAGGUACCUGUAAGUUCGAGGAAGAGGAGGCUGAGGGAGCCCUCAUUGCUUAAACACCUCAUUAGGUGUUUAAGGCCAGGCUGGCUGAGGCUGUGUGCAGCCUGCUCUAGGGUAGGGUGUCCCUGGGCAUGGCAGGGGGGCUGGAACUGGCUGCUCCUUGUUGUCCCAUCCAGCCCCGACUGAUUCUAUGAUUCUGUGCUGUCUCACAAUUACCUGAAGGGACAUUGUGGAGAGGCUGCUGCUGGGCUCUUCUCACAGGUAUCUGGAGACAGAACAAGGGGAAUGGCCUCAAGCUGAGGCUGGGGAGGGUUAGAUUGGGCAAUAGGAAAAGGUUUUUCACUGAGAGAGUGGCCAAGGACUGGAAUGAGCUGCCCAGGGAGGUGGUGGAGUCACUCACCCCGGAUGUGUUUGGAUGUGGUGCUUAGGGCUAUGGUUUAAGGUGAAUCUUACGGAGCAGGGUUCUAGGUUGGGCUUGGUGAUCUUGAGGGGCUUUGCCAGCCUGGAUGUGUCUGAUUCUGUGACUCCCCCCCCCCCGGACACAACAUGCUCCAGCCUCCAGCAGCCUGCACAAGGACCUUGCUGACUUUUAGCCACUGGUUUAUACUUUAACUGUGAAUGACAAAACGUUGCUGGGAGUUAGGGAAAAGGUUUGCCAGCUGCAUCCCUGCUCCACAACCCCCUCCACAAAGCAGCUCAGGUUGCAGGACAGCUCCCUGGACUGUGUCUGUGUGUAAGGGCUACAGUGAGCUGCCACCACCCUCAGCUGCUCUCAGCGUUUUCUUCUUCGUUAAUUGCAUAUUGUUCUUAAUGUCAACCUAUCUUCUUAACACCUGGUUUGUGUUACA